This is a messenger RNA of Malus domestica (apple), 1079 nucleotides long. RefSeq names its product PHD finger protein ALFIN-LIKE 4-like (gene ALF3). Gene Ontology annotation, cellular component: nucleus. Gene Ontology annotation, molecular function: transcription cis-regulatory region binding; histone binding; transcription coregulator activity. Gene Ontology annotation, biological process: regulation of DNA-templated transcription. NCBI's taxonomy places the organism in Eukaryota, Viridiplantae, Streptophyta, Magnoliopsida, Rosales, Rosaceae. The record is from RefSeq and is a predicted model, not a curated record.
CUCUCAUAAGUUUUGACUUGGUUUUCUCAGAGAGAGAGAAAGAGAGGGAGAGAAAACAAUGAAGGGAGCUGAUGCCGCGCUCUACAAUCCUCGAACGGUCGAGGAGGUUUUCAGAGAUUUCAAGGGCCGCAGAUCUGGAAUGAUCAAGGCUCUCACUUCUGAUGUUGAAAAAUUCUUUCAGAUGUGUGAUCCUGAGAAGGAGAAUCUCUCCUUGUAUGGAUAUCCUAGUGAGCAGUGGGAAGUCAACCUACCUGCUGAAGAAGUGCCUCCUGAAUUGCCAGAGCCUGCUCUGGGUAUCAACUUUGCAAGAGAUGGCAUGGCAGAAAAAGACUGGCUAUCUUUGGUUGCUGUUCAUAGUGAUGCCUGGCUAGUUUCUGUUGCCUUCUACUUUGGUGCCAGAUUUGGGUUUGACAAGGCUGACAGGAAGCGACUUUUUAAUAUGAUUAAUGAACUGCCAACAAUAUUUGAAGUUGUGACUGGUACUGCAAAAAAACAAGCAAAGGAGAAGUCAUCUUCAAAUCAUGGCAGCAACAAAUCCAAGUCAAACUCCAAAGCGCGAGGGUCCGAAUCUCAAGGAAGACAUUCGGAAGUAUUGCAGCCUAAAGACGAAGAUGAGGGCUUGGAUGAAGAGGAGGAGGAUGAACGUGAAGAGACAUGUGGAGCAUGUGGUGGAGGCGGACCAUCCUCAUUGGACGAACCCUGGAUUUUCUGUGAUUUUUGUGAGACGUGGUUCCACAUGAAGUGCGUGAAGAUGACCCCUGCACGAGCAAAACAGAUCAAGCAGUACAAAUGCCCUUCAUGCAGCAACAAGAGAGCCCGGCCUGAUUAAUUGGAAACGUCCCCCGAUAGUUGGAUAAAUACUGUCCAAGUUUAUUCUUGAAAGUCCGAUCUGUUUAAGACCAUUUGUUGUAAUGCUGCUUUCAUAGUUUGCUUGUGGUGGCUAUCUUCCUAAACAUGCUUUCCAUUUCCAGGAUGCUACUACUUUAGAGAGAGAUUUUUCAAUUGUUUGUUCCUAUGAAACAUGUGUCACUCUUUUCAUAUAUUUAUCCAAGUAAUUUUAGUGUGUUGAAUACUUUUUA